Gloeophyllum trabeum ATCC 11539 is the source of this 1251-nucleotide messenger RNA. RefSeq lists its product as uncharacterized. The transcript has a single exon. NCBI's taxonomy places the organism in Eukaryota, Fungi, Basidiomycota, Agaricomycetes, Gloeophyllales, Gloeophyllaceae. The record is from RefSeq and is a predicted model, not a curated record. The coding region runs from base 1 to 1251 and encodes 416 amino acids.
AUGGAAAGAUAUGGAGCUGAUUCUGGAUCUGAAGAACAGGUAGCUGAGGGAGAAGAGCGAGUCUCAGCCGAGAGGCUCCCGCCUGAAUUAUGGCUUCGAAUAUUGGAAUUGGCCACGGACAUAGUACCAGGAGCCGUUGAGACGGAAACCCUUGAUCCCUUCCAACCGUCAGCACCGCUGCCUAUGUUUGAAGACCAAGCCGCAUUGCUGAGAUCUCUGGCGAUCAAGCGCUCCUUGGUACGCGUCUGCCGUCAAUGGAGAGCCCUUGCGACGCCAUUCCUUUACAGGAUCGUCAUCGCGAAAGGCCAGCAGCUCUCGCUUUUGCACCGUACUCUUAUAGCGCCUGAUGCGCCUGAUCAUGCGGAUAGAGCGCGAUCACUGCGAAAAUACGUUCUGCGGUUGUUCUAUUUCCUUAAUCAACUCGAUCACGACUACGAUUCCACCAAUCUGGCCGCGGUCAUUCUCGCUCUCCCAAAUCUAAUAAGCUUCACUUUGCGAGGCGGUGUUCCUACUCGGUCGCGAACGGACCCGCAUGAAAGUGUGCUAUCAGCGUUAAAAGAACGCGGCCCUACUCUCCGGGUCCUUGACUGGGUUGAUUGUUUCGCCUUCACUCGUAGCUCAUCUCAGAUGAGAGAACUGCUCUCGGAUUUGGCGGAAUUACGGAUCCUCAGGCAGGGCCCUCUGCCUCCCGUUACCGCCAAUUCCACACAGGUUUCUCUUCCAAAACUCGUUGUUCUCGCCUUCGAUCCUUUCAUGUCAAGCGGCUCCUUUUCUCCAGCCUUUGAUAACUUCGCGUCCCUUCGAGAGCUGCAACUGCAAGAGACCGCGGAAUUUCCAUACAAACUUCCUGCGCCAGUCGCUGCGCAGAUUACGCAGGUGACUAUAUGGUUCAGCUAUGAUUACCAAGCCGUCCAGGAUAUCAUCCGAAUAUUUCCCAAUCUCCGACACCUUGUCAUAUGGUACGGGGUAUGGUACGACCUCCCGCCGAACGGCUUCUCUCUCUGCAAUGUCGAGUGUCUGGGUCUGGGUCGAUAUGGCCGGCGGGAAGUGGAGGACGACGGCGUCCUGAACGAAUUCCUUGAUUGCUUGUCUGUCAUGGACCCACCCAAACUUACUCUUCUGCGAUUUCUUGGAACAAACGAGUGGCCGGGGUGGCAGGACGAGUGCCCUCAGACGUGGGCACGGUUCCAACGACUAGCAGGGAGCAGUAAGUACCGGAUCGAGAACAGUCUUGGUGAAGUCGUACAUUGA